This is a messenger RNA of Elgaria multicarinata webbii, 2938 nucleotides long. RefSeq names its product N-myc downstream regulated 1 (gene NDRG1). The coding region runs from base 234 to 1442 and encodes 402 amino acids. Gene Ontology annotation, cellular component: cytoplasm. NCBI's taxonomy places the organism in Eukaryota, Metazoa, Chordata, Lepidosauria, Squamata, Anguidae. Gene Ontology annotation, biological process: signal transduction. The transcript has 16 exons. The record is from RefSeq and is a predicted model, not a curated record.
CGAGGAGCGACGUGGUCGGUUAGUGUGGUUUGCCGCGCGCUCUCUCUCUCUCUCUCUCGCGGUGACCGUUGGAAGGCAGGCAGACGCCGGGGGCGCGCUUCAGAGGAGGAGGAGGAGGAGGAGAAGGGCUCCUGCGAGGCUCUCGCCAUCUCCCCAAACCCCCUCACCUGUGUGGGGUCCAGUCCUUGGGUUGACAGCUUAGCGGCUCCUCGCCCAGGUACCAGCUACUGACAAUGUCAGGGGAAGGCCAAGACUCGCAUAUUACGGAGGUGAAACCGUUAGUGGACAGAGAAGAGGGCAUCACCCAGCUCCUGCCUGACUUUGAUGUUCAGGAACAAGAUGUUGAGACAGUACAUGGACUUGUCCAUGUCACCAUGUGUGGAACCCCCCGAUUAAAUAGGCCUGCCAUUCUAACGUACCAUGAUAUUGGACUGAAUCACAAAACUUGCUUCAACCCCCUCUUCAAUUUUGAAGACAUGCAAGAGAUCACGCAGCAUUUUGCCGUUUGCCAUGUGGAUGCCCCAGGGCAGCAAGAUGGAGCAGCGUCUUUUCCAGCUGGGUACAUGUACCCUUCCAUGGAUCAACUGGCCGAAAUGCUGCCUGGAAUUCUAAAGCAGUUUGGAUUGAAAAGUGUGAUCGGAAUGGGAACCGGAGCUGGUGCCUACAUCUUAACCAGAUUUGCUCUUAACUAUCCUGAUAUGGUGGAAGGACUCGUUCUUAUCAAUGUCAACCCAUGUGCCGAAGGAUGGAUGGACUGGGCAGCAACCAAGAUUUCUGGCUGGGCUCAUGCUUUACCAGAUAUGGUCAUCUCACACCUUUUUAGCAAGGAAGAGAUUCACAAUACCCAGGAUCUGAUCCAUACUUACCGCCAGCACAUCAUCCAUGAUAUGAAUCAAAACAAUCUGCAUCUCUUUGUCAACUCCUACAACAGCCGAAGAGAUCUAGACAUUGAGCGUCCAAUGCCUGGGACAAAUGUUGUUACUCUACAAUGUCCUGCACUGUUGGUGGUUGGAGACAGCUCUCCUGCAGUUGAUGCUGUGGUUGACUGCAAUGCUAAACUUGACCCUACAAAGACAACACUCUUGAAGAUGGCUGACUGUGGUGGUCUUCCUCAGGUUUCUCAGCCUGCAAAGCUUGCUGAAGCUUUCAAAUACUUUAUCCAGGGAAUGGGAUACAUGCCGUCUGCAAGCAUGACCAGACUCAUGAGAUCCCGCACAGCGUCUGGGUCCAGCGUCACAUCCCUUGAAGGGGGCAGGAGCAGGUCCCACACUGGUGAAGGGUCCCGCAGCAGAUCCCACACUGGCGAGGGGCCCAGGAGCAGAUCCCAUACUGGUGACGGUGCCCGGAAUCGCGCUCACACAGACACCCGCAUUGAGCUCACUCCUAACUCUGCAAACAACGCUGAACAGCCGGGCCCCAAGUCGAUGGAGGUUUCCUGUUAAAUGAGCGGGGCUCAAAUUGGAACCGAAACGUAACCGCCAACCACGGUGUAUCGCGAUAUUUAACCCAAAGUGUGUUCUGUAACACAUGGCUCUGUCCCCUGCCCAGAGUUGAACAGGGACCAAUAAAGCAGACAUCUCAGUUGCUCUGUUCCCCUAACAGAGGUUGCUGCUAUUCUUUCCUCCAACUAAUUCUAGAUUGCUUUAAGACCUGUCCAGUGGUAAAGCUAACCGCAUUUGUGAGAGUCAAGAUUGAAACUUAAUCAGCCUCGAGUCUUGCUCAGAAACAAAGUCUUUGAGGCAGGUAUCCCCACCCCCACCCACCGCUCUAAAAUAAGGCAAAGAACUUGCCCCAGGUUUUUGCAUUGGGAACAGCAAUGCACGAUGGAAGGCUUCUUAGAAAAAGCUUGCCAUCGCUGGUCAAAGCCAGAGUUACUCAAAUCUGUACAUAGUAAUCAAUUGGUAUUAUGUAUCUGGCCUUGUGAGUAGUGUCCAAGGCCUGUUUUCCUACAUGGAUAUGUACUUAAGACAGGAAACUGGAUGCAACUUUCAAGCAAAUGAACUGCCGGAUGUUAUUUUGUGUUACCUGGCACUUAGUUGCAAUUUCCCCCCUUUUAGAACUUAAAUUGCUUAACUAAGUAAGGGUGAGGUUCAAAAGCCUGUCUAAAGCAUGCUGGCCUUUAGUCUUCGGUUUUGCACCUUGAAGGCUAUCUGGAGGUGGCAAAGCUACUUGGUCCUAGUUGUAGUAAGGGUAAUUCUACAGGGCCGUUGGGUGCACCAAGGGUUCCCUGCUGGUGAGGGUUUUUUUUCCUGAUCUCUGUUUGCUUGAGGCAUUUGGGCAGUCAUAACAAAGAUUGGGUUCUCCAAUCAGACCCAUUAAUAAAUUGACUUAGAAGGGGGAACAUUUGAAUAAUGGUUAUAAAGAACUAUAUGGUCAACUGCCAUAUUCCUUAGGCCCUAAAACUUGAGGGUUAGGACUGAUCCUGGACAAAGUGUAUCCCACAAUGUUUAUGAGGGGGGGGAGAUGUAAGGCUGUAAUGGAGAUUUACUUUGAUGACUGUAAAUGUAGAGAGAUGUAUUGAUUCUGCAACUUAAAGCUAUUCACUUGAUGUCUGCAGAGCUGUAUUUUGGGGAAUCUACGGGCAACCCAACGGAUUCCCAGCAUAGAUGGGAGUUUUAGUUUUUACAGAUUUGUCUUUCCACUGGCUUUCUAUCUAUUUGCUACAUCACCACUCUUAAUAUAGCUAAUGAAUUUUGGAUAUCAAGCAUUUAAAGCAACAAGCAUCUCUACACCUGAAUAUAUCAGGUAGUAAAAGAGAACUGAUCUCUAGUGUAGGUUAAUCACCUAUUUUUAAAAUGACAGCUUCAGAGUUUCCUGGGUGGUUUGUAAGGAGGAACAGCAGACUGUAAUUGAGAGGCUAAACUUGUCUAUUUGGAGAAAGUUUAUUAAUGAAUUAUUUGUAUUUAUUUCAAAAAGAAAAUAAAUUUGUAACUUUGCA